Molecule: messenger RNA, 348 nt
Organism: Plutella xylostella (diamondback moth)
Lineage: Eukaryota; Metazoa; Arthropoda; Insecta; Lepidoptera; Plutellidae
Source: RefSeq, a predicted model, not a curated record
AUGAAGUGUAAUGCUCGUGCCCGGAUGUGGUGGCCGGGGAUCGACGCCGACAUCGAGCGCUGCGCCGGCGCGUGCGGCACGUGCGUGAGCGUGCGCGCCGCGCCCCCCGCGCCCUGGCCGCGCCCCGCCGGCCCCUGGCAGCGCGUGCACAUCGACUACAUGUCGUUAGGACAGAGUGUGUACCUCGUGGUGGUGGAUAGCUACUCGAAAUGGGUAGAAUGUUUGCUUAUGAAUAACGGCACUACUACAAGCGCGCUGAUUUCGAAGCUAAAAUAUUUAUUUUCAGUUUUUGGAAUUUGUAAUACGCUAGUUUCAGAUAAUGAUGCCAAAAUUAAGAGGAGAGUAUAG